AACCUGAUAACCUGAGUAUUAUCAUUUUGACUCUAGGAGCUCGCCUUCACAGAAUCAUAGUCGCGUGAAAAUAAACGAUACAACUCCUGCAACUUUAAAGCAAAGAUUGGAAGUGCGGGGAAUUAAGAAAAACAAUGUUUACCGCAAACGAGAAUUCAAGGCGACCUCCAGGGGCCCGGCUGCAAAAUGGCAAGUUAGAUCUGGGAGGACCCAGAAACGAUGCAUCAUGGGCGUUCGGGACACAGGCGCCGUCGAGAACAGGUGGUCCAAGUUUCGCGCAAACAAUAGGUGGUGGCAGCCAGAGUAGACCUUUCGAUCCAAGUGAAUUCCCAUCGUUAGGUGGAGGAACUCAGCAAUCCGGAAUUCCAUCAGCGUGGGCGGCAAACGUCCGUCCUCGUAGUCCCGAGAGACGUCAGAUGGCAGGCUAUGGUCGAGGAGCGGGUCCCGCUGCCGUAGAUGAGGCGCGGAGAGAGGUGCUACCUCCCGGCGCUGAAGGUUAUCGCUUCGGCAACGGACAGAUCAAUCAGACAGCUAACCGUGGUACUGCCCGGAGCCCUUAUCCAACACAAGUCCAAGACCAGCCAGAACCGAUUGGCUAUACUGGUCGUCAGGAUCAGCACAUUUCUCUACACAAUGACGAUCCCUCUUCCACACCCACCGCAUCCCAGCAUCCUCCUGAUCAACUAGCGCCAUCAAAUAAGCGUCUCAGCGAAAUGUCCGAUCGUGAACGAUAUGGCAUGGCUGGACUGUUAGCACGAAUGAACCCGGAACAUCCUGACCAUAAUCCUUUGCUCAGCGGCAUCGAUCUCACAAAGCUUGGCAUCAAUAUGGACCAAUCUGAACCUUUGAUUGAUACCUGGGCUGGCCCUUUUGAUGAGCAGAACUUCGUCGUGCCGGACUUCCAUCUUCCAGCAGCUUACACAGUAACUAACGUACCAUCCCUCGCAAGCAAAAUUGAUUCUUUCAGUGACGAAACGCUCAUCAUGAUCUUCUACGAUCAUCCACGUGACAUUGCUCAGGAGCUCGCUGCACAACAGCUGUACAAGCGUGAUUGGCGUUGGCAUAAAGUGAUGCGCUGCUGGAUGAUGAAGGAUCCCAAUCAGCAAAUGCAUGGCUAUGGUCAAGGACCUAUUCGACUAAGCGACAAGAGCGAACGCGGUAUGUACAUCUUCUUCGACAUUAACAACUGGCGCCGCGAGCGCAAAGAGAUCGUCCUCAAUUUCGAUGACUUGGAUACUCGACCAAGUUUAAUGCAGGGCACCGGUUUGACUGCUGCUGCUGCCGCCGCUGCCGCUAGUGCCAACGGCCUCGGUCGGGCACAUGCCGUUGGUGGCUUUGCUGCUGGAGGCUUAGGUGCUGCCUUUGGCGGUGUGGGAGGCGCUUAGGCUUUGUCUGAUCUACGCAAAAGAGCCAUUUGAAGCGAAGGGAGUGCGCGAACAACGAUGGAUGUCUUGUACAUACGACAGUCUGACGUCGUCCAUUAUCUCGACGUGCAUCUAUAGCUCGGCAAGUUUAAUGACAGAGCGGCAUGAGUGGAUCUUGCGAGGGAAUUUUCGCCGCAUUUCAAACCACAACGUAGCGAGAUGGAGAGGCAGCCCCUCCUUUUUACUUUAAUAGCGCCCAUACCUUCCCUCGCUUUCCAUCUUUACCAGUCUAUUGCGUAUAUACAAGAGGGUCAUACGUGACCCAUUCCAUGCACACUUAGAGAAUGAAUAUGAACG
Molecule: messenger RNA, 1721 nt
Organism: Verruconis gallopava
Lineage: Eukaryota; Fungi; Ascomycota; Dothideomycetes; Venturiales; Sympoventuriaceae
Exons: 8
Coding region: 135-1385 (416 amino acids)
Biological process (GO): nuclear-transcribed mRNA poly(A) tail shortening; regulation of DNA-templated transcription
Cellular component (GO): CCR4-NOT core complex; P-body
Source: RefSeq, a predicted model, not a curated record